CGGUGCCGGCGGUGCGGCGGCGGCGAUGUGCUCGGCGGGGAGGCGCUGGGGCCGGCGGCAGCGAGUCCUGCUCUGGGGCGUCCUGCUGGCGGCCUGGGAGGCGGCGUGGGGGCAGCUGCACUACUCGGUGCCCGAGGAGAUGCCCAAGGGCUCGUUCGUGGGCGACGUGGCCAAUGACCUGGGGCUGCAGCUGCCGGCGCUCCCAGAUCACGGCGUCCGCGUUGUCUCUGAAGGCAGGACGCAGUAUUUCUCUCUGCACGAAAAGACAGGACAUUUAGUGACGGCCGAGAGGAUUGACAGAGAGCAGCUGUGCCGGCUGGUGGAGAAAUGCGUGCUGCGCUGUGAGCUGAUAGUGGAGGGGGAAAUGAAGGUUUACGAAGUUGAUGUGGAAAUAAUGGAUAUUAACGACAACUCUCCCACCUUCAAGGACAUGGAACUGGAAGAGAAAAUAAGCGAGAUGACAGCCCCGGGCUCGCGUUUUUCACUUCCCAGGGCUAACGAUCCGGACUCGGGACAGAAUUCCUUGCAGAGCUAUGAGCUGAGCGGCGACGAGCACUUCUCGCUGGCCGUGCAGACGGGCCCCGGCGGGGAUCAGCGUCCCGAGCUGGUGCUGGCGAAGGCGCUGGACCGGGAGGAGGCGGCGUUCCACGAGCUGGUGCUGAGGGCGAUCGACGGCGGCGAUCCGACCCGGACGGGCACAGCGCGGAUCCGCGUGACGGUGCGGGAUGCGAACGACAACGCGCCCGUGUUCAGCCAGACGGAGUAUACGGUGCGUGUGCCCGAGGACGUGCCCGUGGGCUCUGUCCUCGUCACCGUCACGGCCACCGACGCCGACGAGGGUCUGAAUGGGCACGUGAAAUAUUCACUGAAGAAAGCGAUGGACAUGGCAUCGGAUAUUUUCCACCUCGACCACGAAACUGGAGCCAUCACACUAUUGCGAAGCCUGGAUUUCGAGGAAGGCAACUUCUAUGAACUGGAGGUGCAGGCUCGCGAUGAUGGCGACCUUUUCGACACGGCCAAAGUCGCGAUCACUGUCGCAGAUAUAAAUGACAAUGUGCCCGAGAUUUCGGUGCGGUCUGCGCUAAGUGAGAUUUCAGAGGACGCUCCAUCAGGAACGGUAGUGGCCCUGCUGCACGUGCACGACAGAGACUCAGGGGCCAACGGCGAGGUGCGCUGCUCUCUCGACGGGAAUGUCCCGUUCCUGCUGGAGAGCUCGCAGGGCAGCUACUACCGCGUGGUGACAGCGAGAGAGCUGGACCGGGAGCAGCAGUCGGAGUACAACGUGACGGUGCGGGCGUCCGACGGCGGGUGGCCGGCGCUGCAGAGCAGCAGGGUGCUGGCGCUGCGGGUGCUGGACGUGAACGACAACGCGCCGGUGUUCUCGCAGGAGCGCUACAGCGCGC
Empidonax traillii (willow flycatcher) is the source of this 1403-nucleotide messenger RNA. RefSeq names its product protocadherin gamma-A10-like. Gene Ontology annotation, molecular function: calcium ion binding. The transcript has a single exon. The record is from RefSeq and is a predicted model, not a curated record. Gene Ontology annotation, cellular component: plasma membrane. The annotation marks the transcript as partial. Lineage: Eukaryota; Metazoa; Chordata; Aves; Passeriformes; Tyrannidae. Gene Ontology annotation, biological process: homophilic cell-cell adhesion.